Molecule: messenger RNA, 5160 nt
Organism: Volvox carteri f. nagariensis
Lineage: Eukaryota; Viridiplantae; Chlorophyta; Chlorophyceae; Chlamydomonadales; Volvocaceae
Exons: 13
Coding region: 1-5160 (1719 amino acids)
Source: RefSeq, a predicted model, not a curated record
AUGGAGUCAGGCAGCGAGCUGGCGGGCGUGGAGGCGCUCGCGACGCGUGUUAAGCAGCUUCUGUGGGUUGUUCUCGACUCGGUGCCUGCGGAGCUUGUUCCAUGGUCACUCGCGCUUGUCCGGCUCUUGCAUGCUGUCGACACGUUCCCACGCGGUGGCCUAUACGACGGUCACUACGCAAUACAAGCCGCUCUGCGGUACGAAUUCCUUUGGCUGCCUCUAGCGGCACGUGUUCAGCACCGCACUCGCGGCGGCGGCAGCGGCCGCAGUGGCAGCAUCGAUGAACAUGUGCUCGUUCCCCCACUCGAUGUGGCGAUGGCCUGGCUGCUGCACCGCUGUACCGCACCUGGAUCAUACCCAUCUGACUGCGAGGCGCUUGUUGGCAAGGUGCUGGACCCAGGCCCCAACCAGGCCUUCCGUUUCGCGGGAUCGCACGCCUACAGCCAGUGCGACUUGCCCGAGGAACGCCAGGCCUGGGCCAGCAGGCAGUUGUGGGACGCGACCUACACGACACGAGGCGGAGGCCGGGUGGGCGCGGCGGCGGCUGGGGGGUCUGGGGGGUCAGACGUGGGCGGCCCGGCGGGCGCUCGCUCCCUCACCUCCGUCUCCCUGCUUAGCUCGCCGCCGGGCAGUGAGGCGCCGUCGCCGCGGCCGGAGCUGGGGCCCCCGCUGAGGCCCCGUGGUGGCGGUGGUGGCGCUCGGCGGGCCAUGCGUAGCGGCGGGGGAAGCGGCAGUAGCAGCAGUAAUAUCGGAAGUGAAGCGGGAUCGCCGGGCGGCAAGUUGGCUGCGCCAGCGGCAACGGCAGCGGCGGCGGGCGGGGUGGGCGCCACGGUCGCGUACAGCGUUGUCGAGAGCAGUCGCGACGGCAGUAGCAGCAACAUCCUCGGCGGUGGCGGCGGCGGGGGAAAUUGUCUGCAGGUGCAGUUUUGGCCGCCGGCUGCCCGCGGCUCCCGCGGGGACCUCACUGGGUUGUUUCCGUUAGCGGUUGCAUCCGGCGGUUAUAAGGACGUCGCCAGCAGCAGUGGCGGCGGUGGUGGUGGCGGAGGGAGAGGUCAGGUCGCGGGUGUGUUGUCGGGUCGCAUGGGGGAGCUGCGGCCGCUGCUGCACUCGCUAUUGCGACCCGCCUAUCUCGACCCCGAUGUCCUGGCACAGGCGGUGCAGAGGUACUGUCGCUUCCUGAUGCUCCAGGGGAUGCACCCCUCCGUGCCCAUGAUACCCACAACGGUAUGUCGUACUGGGGACCCCGGUGUAAGUGAGAUCUCUGGCCUGGCCGCGGGCAGUGACCUCAACCUUAGCGGUGGAGUCCGACAGCAGUCGGACAUAGCCCUGAUAUGGGUGGCCCACAUGGCCGUACCCGCCGCCUACCGGCGCACCUGCCACCGGCUGCUGGGCCGCCUGGUGCUGCCCGCACCUGGGGCGCUGAAACUGGACGACAGCGGACCUGAAUUCGCGGAGACACGCCGCCUGUACGAACAUCAUUUUGGCGAAGUGUACGACCCGCCGCUCACUCGUGCCGUACCGCUCUCCACACCGCACCCGCUUCUUUCCACCCCGCUGGCGCCCUUCCUACCCGCGUUCGAGCUCGUCCCAACCGGUACGACGCCAUCAUCCGAUCUCGUCCUCGCCGCCACCUACUUCGACGCCGACGCCGCACUGCCCUCCCCCACUGUCCAACAGCUUCAGCAGCACCAGCAGAAGCUAGGUAACGGCAGCGUCGAGUACGGCAAUGGCGGUGACGACGUCGGCGGGCUGCACCGCUGCGGUGCACAUGCGCUGUACCUGCUGUACUUGCUCCGCCGCGGCGGCAACCGCAGCACGAGAAGCUUGGUCGGGCUGGUCUUGGGCCAGGCACACAGGCGCCGAGCGGCCGUCAAGUACGUGGCCAACAAGGCCGCCGGGUUCCGUAACUUCCUGCACCUGCCGCACUCCGACUGCCACGUGUAUUGGAGGAAGCUCAGACUGCGCAGCGUGGAUCCGGAGUCUGUGGAGCCAUCCGGCGCCUCCGCCACGGCCCUCAACGCCGUCGAUGGCGGCGGCGGCGGCCAGCCCGAUGCAGCCGUAGAUCCGAUGGUCAUGGCGGCGGAGCUGUACGGCGACGCCGACAGCGACGCCGAGGCCGAGGGGGGCCCCGGAAGGGACGGCCACCGUCGCCGCCGUGGAGGUUCGGGAGGGGGGGAUCAGGAGCGGCAGCACGAGGUGGUACGGCAGGCGCUGGCGGAGGCGGCGGCUGCCGCCGCCGCCGCCGCCGCGGCAGAGGCGGGGCUGCCGCCGCCAGCUGCUGCGUCUGCAAACGACGGCAGGGCCGGCAGCCGUGGCAGCCGUCGUAGCGAUGACAGCAGCGGCGGCACUGGCGGCGGCUUCCUCACCCCGCUAAGCUCUAGCAGGAGAGGCUCUUGGAUGGACGCUUCCAGUGGUUCGGCACCCGCGCAAAGGUCUGUGGGAUCGUCAGGGGGCAGCUUCGGGGGCGGCGUUGACGCGGACCCGCCGCCGGCUCCGCCGUCUCGGCUGCCGCCACCGCCGCCGCCGCGGCUGCGGAAUAACUUUGAUGAUGGUGCCGACGGCAGCGGCGCGCUGCAGCAGCGACCCAGGCGCAUCGCCCUGAUCGUGCCGCUUGUGCCGCCACCGCCACCGCCACCGCUCUCCUCGUCGACGCACUCGACGUUGACCUUCGCAGCAGGAAGCAGCGGCGCGAGCCGUCGGUCCUCGGAUCACGACGGGGCCGCCGCCGCCGCCGCCGCCGGGCCCAGUAGCGACCACCUCAUCUCUUACAGGCAACCGCGGCUGCCGUACGGCUCCGCCAGAGCCUCCGCUGGACAAGGCGUAGCACAGGGCGCUGGCGGAGCCGCCCCGGCGGCAGCGCAGCUACUGCCGCCGCAGGAGGAGGCGGUGGCUGCGGCUGCCGCCGCCGCCGCCCCCGUCGCGGCUGGCACAGUGGACCUCGCAGCGGGCCUGAAGGCCGCCGCGGUGACGGCCAAUGAGCCGUUCCAAGCAUGGGCGACUCCACGCCAACCGCCACCUCCACCUCCGCCUGACCUGCAUCAGACACUGCAGUCAUCACCAUCAGCACCGUCGCCAAAUCCGCCACUGCAGCAGCACGAGCAGGAGCAGGGGCAGCAGCAACCCCCUUCAUGGCAAACCCAGCACGGGACAGAGCCAACAACCCCUAGAUCGGACGGCACUGCCGCCGCUUCCGGUGACAGCGCAAUGCCCUCGCCUGCGCGGCGGCCGUCCAUUGAGCGCCGCAAGUACGAGGACGGUACGGACGGGUGGGCGUACAAUAAUCCGUACUACAUCGACCGCCUGUUAGAGCUGGGUCCACUGUCGCCGCUGUCGCCGCUCGGGCAAGCACCGCCGCCGGCGUCUGCGGCGUUCCUUGUGGCGAAGGCGGCGGCGGCAACGGCAGGGGCGGCGGCAGGACACGCUACAAGUACGACAGAAGUGCCGGGCGCAAACGGCGGCGAGGAGGGGGCUCCUGGUCCCGCCUUAGUGGCGGAUGAAGCUGCUGGCGGCGUCAGUCGCACCCCUCCGGGUCGCGGUUUCGGAGGCGAGGUCUGGGCUCUACGAGUUGCACGACAGGACCAGCAGAACGCUGCCGGCGCCGAAACCAAUACUGCCGAGACCGUCGCCGCAGCGUAUUCUUCCCCCAGCGGCGGAGGCGCCGUUGGAGAGGGUGACGGCCUCCGCGACAUUCACGUCCUCGAGGAUAACGCUGGUGGCGGCGGCGGCGGCGACGUACUUCAGAAUGACGGCGGCGGCGGCGCCACCGGCGGGGUUUGGGCCAUCCACGUUACUCGUUGCGUUCACGGCGGUAGCGAAGUAGGCACCGGGCGACGGAUCGGAAGUCGCGACAGCGGCGAUAGCGGCGACGACUUGUACUGCAGCCCGAGUGCCGCUUUCGCCGCUUCGAUUGCGACUCCCUUCGCAAGCGCGCGGCCUGUUACGGAUGAUGGCGGCGCCGGAGGUGGCGAUGGUCGUGGUGGCGGCGAGGCCGUCAGCAGAGACGCCGCUGCCGCUCCCAUGGUUGAUCCCACCACCAAGGCUCCGGCUGCUUCCGCUGCCAUCGCGGUCGCCGCCGCCACAUUAGUUGGCGCCGGCGGCAACGGGAUGAGCAGCGCCGGGGCUGGCGGCUCCGCAAGCACCGGCGGCAUCGGUAACAGCGCUGCGGGCAAGGGCAUGGCGGGGCCCGGCACACCAACGCCUCGCAGCGGCAGCGCCGGCAGCGGCGGCGGCGCAGCCGUCACGCCCAAACGCGCCAGCGGUGCCUACAGUCCCGGAGACGUGUCGUACAUGCCGGGGCUGGGGGGAGUUGCGAGCCUGGUGACGCGCGGGGAGGAGUCGCCCGUGUUUUCCAAAAGCUUACGUGAACGAUACGCUGGUGGCGGCGCCGCUGGGGGCCACGCUGGCGCCGCCGUUGCUGGUAGUUACAGCAGCGGCGGCGGCGUGAGCGCAGCUGCGGCGGGUCUUGCAGGUGACGGGGGCUCCUCUGCGGGCUUCUCCAGCCCUUUAUGUCGGGCAGAUCGUCGGGCGGCCGCGGGCCGGGGGGGUUCCCCGUGGGCGGGGCCGGAGGCAGCGGCGGCGGGGGGCCCAGCAAGGGCGGCGGCGGGGGGGUUUGAUGCGGGCUUUUCCGUGAUGACGGAACGUAGUGAUGAAGCGGUAGUGAUGAUGGUGGUUUCGCUGAUUGCUGAAUGUGAGGAGGUGCGAUACAUGAACGACCGGGUGAGGUACCGGAAGCAACUCUUCAGGCUCCUCCAAUCUUGGCGGAUCGAGAUUAAAACAAAGCAGCUCAAGGAGGCAGCGACCGAGAGGCAGCGUAAGGCGCAGGAAUUGCAUGAUGAGGCUGCGCAGAUUCAGGAGCGGCUUAAAGAGCGGCAAAUACAACAGCUGAGGGAAGAGGUUCGUAGGGCAGAGCUCGAACAUAAAAGGGCCCAAAUACAACUCCAGCGAGCGCAACGGCGGCAAGCGGAGCUCCAACGACGUGAGGAUGAGCGGGCGGAACGCUCACCCACGCACCCGACACCUGUAGCAUCGCCAGCAGGCGCCUUUCCGUUGUUUCGCGGGUUCCUAGUCGCGGCCGAGCCGCAGUUACUUCACGACCUCACAAGGCUAUGGGUAUGUGACAAGGCCGUUUUGGGCUUGAUGGUGACGUUCACGUGGCCCUAG